Molecule: messenger RNA, 3304 nt
Organism: Acanthaster planci (crown-of-thorns starfish)
Lineage: Eukaryota; Metazoa; Echinodermata; Asteroidea; Valvatida; Acanthasteridae
Product: NADPH oxidase 2-like
Biological process (GO): superoxide anion generation; defense response
Cellular component (GO): plasma membrane; NADPH oxidase complex
Molecular function (GO): superoxide-generating NAD(P)H oxidase activity
Source: RefSeq, a predicted model, not a curated record
UGCAUGACGCCCAUUGGUGUGUGUCCUUGUUAAAGGAAGGACGGUGAUACGCGGAAGUAAAUCGUCCUGAAAAGUGGAGUGCUUCACGAAGCUUGAGCGUUUAUUGUGCGAAUUCGUCCAUCCGGUGAAUCGACACAACUACACCAGACAACAGCGAGGGUGUAUCUAUCAAGAGACAUCUCCGAAAUAUGUAACGAAGUUCGCCAGUUCCUGUCACUUCUCUGGACUUUUGUUUUUAUGGGACCUAGACUGGUGUUUUCAUGAGUUUAGUUUGCAGUAACACUGACGGAAGUACAGUGGCUUACUUAGGAUAAAGUGCUAGUGCUACUGAAAAAGUAGAGUACGUAAACACACCGAUACUUAUCGAUAGUCGAGGAUCGGCGUGGUUUGGAGCGAGGAUCGGCGUGGUUUGGAGCAAGCUUCGCCCCAUGGUUGCUCUGCGCCUAACCCCGCAGCGCUUGUAACACGGACUACGCUUUUGGACAUCAUCGCAACGUGAAUUUCUUACGAGUGUUUCCAUCAGAAGUGAAUUUUCUUAAAGCAGUAUGGGAGAUCGACUGAUCAACGAAGGUCUGAAGACGAUUUUCUUAUUGUUGUGGUUGGGUGCCAAUGUUGGCUAUUGGAUUCAGGUGUUUUGGACCUACGAGUAUGGACCACAGUACUUCUAUAUCCGACGCAUUAUUGGGCCUGGUGUGUCCGUUGCUAAGGCCUGCGGAGCCUGUCUCAAUUUAAACAGUAUGUUAAUUCUUCUACCAGUCUGUCGUAAUCUCAUCUCAUUCUUGCGAGGAUCCUGCGAAACAAACAAGCUUUGCCGUAGAAGUGUUCGUCGCCAACUGGACAAAAACCUGACAUUUCACAAGACUCUAGCCUACAUGAUCACUCUAUUGAACAUUGUGCAUUGCAUCGCACAUUUCUUCAACUUCCGCAACUUGUAUGAUCACUUUCGCGACUGUGAAAAUUAUUUUCCUGCUGAUAGCCCCUACAAAGGUGUCUCCUGCAAAUUGAGAGAUUUAGAAGCCAUGGGAGGAACUUGGAUUAAUCCUGUGAGGUUCGAAAACAAGGCUUUGCCUUUUGGUUUUCCAUUGAUUGAGCAAGGUGUCAUCCAGAUUGCAGGCUGGUCAGGUGUAGUUCUUACCCUGGUCUUCAUCAUUAUGUUUUCUUCAGCCACUGAGUUCAUUCGACGUUCAUAUUUUGAGACAUUCUGGGUCACGCAUCAUUUAUUUGUCAUCUACUUUGCUAUGCUGCUCGUCCACGGAGUAGGAGGUGUGAUCCGUUCUCAGAACAACUUAGCUGAGCAUAACAUUACUUACUGUUCCCAGCAACCAGAACUCUGGACUCCUAGUAGUCAACCCUGUCCUUAUCCCAACUUUGUCAUGGGCAGUGCUGCAAGUUGGAAAUGGUGCGUUGGACCCAUUGCUAUCUAUAUCCUGGAAAGGUUUGUCAGGUUCAUCCGUAGCUGUCAGAAGGUGCAAGUCAUUAAAGUUGUCAAGCACCCAUCUAAGGUGAUUGAGCUUCAGAUGAAGAAGUCUGGCUUUAAGAUGUUGUCAGGACAGUACGUCUUCCUUAAGUGUCCAGCUCUUUCCCACAUCCAGUGGCAUCCGUUCACUCUCACUUCGGCCCCUGAAGAUGAUUUCUUCAGUAUUCACAUCCGUACCGUGGGUGAUUGGACCACAGGCCUAGCUAAGGUGAUGGGUGCAGAUAACGACACUCCUAUUGAGUCUAACCAACUUGCUAGGGUCGCUGUGGAUGGACCCUUUGGCACAGCCAGUCUUGAUGUCUUCAAAUACCAGGCUGCUGUGUGUGUAGGUGCAGGCAUUGGGGUGACUCCAUUUGCAUCCAUUCUUCGUUCAAUCUGGCAUCAGAGUAUGGAUCCAAACCUUGACCUCAAGUUGAAGAAAGUCUAUUUUUUCUGGAUCUGUCCUGACACCAAUGCCUUUGAGUGGUUCUCUGAGAUGCUAGACUCCUUGGAGAACCACAUGAUAGAGCAGGGCAAGGCAGAUUUCCUCAAGUACAACAUUUACCUGACCAGAGGUUGGAAUACUAAACAGGCCAAGAAUAUCUAUCUUCAGGAAGAGGAGGAAGUGGACGCUAUCACCGGCUUGAAACAGAAGACCAACUAUGGCCGACCCAAGUGGGAUGACAUCUUCAAAAUGAUCGCUGAAGAGAAUCCAGGCACCAGCGUUGGUGUCUUCUUCUGUGGGCCUAAGGUCCUCUCUCAAGUUCUCCACAAGUGCUCCAACAAGCAUUCCAACAUCAAAGGAGGAGCCAGAUUCUUUUACAACAAGGAAAAUUUCUAAGCUAAUGAUGUUGAGUCAACCUGUCAUCGCAAUAAAUACUGUUCUCACUUUUGAUUUGUUAAGACAUAAUAACAAGAAUACUGUUUACCCAAAAGAGGUUAGAAAGAAUUAUCCCAGUUGUGCUGUUUGUAAUACCAUAGACCUAUGGAGGAAUUUGGGUGAAUAGUUUUGCAAACGAUCGUGGAGAUGCUUUGUGUGGUAAAUUUAAUUCCGUUAAUUCUGGAUGUAAUUGUGCAUUAUAGAACAGUCUGUGGGAUUUCAGCGCUGGUCAAAAUGCGUGGUGCAAAAUUGGUGCUUGGUGCAAAAUGCUUCAAGUGAAAUGAGUGAAGGAUUUUAAAUUGUAGUCAUGAGUAGGUCUCGGCCAAUGUGGACAGGAAGUCGGUAUCUAGCCAUGUGAAUUUUGUUGAGUCAGAUAAUAGACUGUUUACCAAUCAGAAUUGGCUUAUUAAUAAUGAUAAAUUGUGGCUUUUUUAAACGUUGUCUUGUGUAGUUUGAACACUUAAUUAAUUUGAGGAAAUUAAUUUAAAUAUUUGUAUUUGUGCACCUUGUAUUGGUUUGUGCUGAACUUGUGCAAAUUGAAUUUGAAUUUUUAAGCAUAAGAGCAAUUUUAUUUUAAGUACCCACUAUUUUUGUAACACCUUUUUUUCUGUCGAUUGAUAUCUGCAGAUGGAAUUUGUGAAUCCAGUUGGAAUGAAUUUAAUGACCACAGUAAUUUUACGCUAAUGGUGUUGAUAAGGUGUAAAUUUAAUCUUUCAUACUGAUUCGGCUUUUUGCACUGUCAUUUCCAUAUUAUCCUAUAAAAUUCUUUUUUAAUGUCACCAUUUUUAAACAUCAAUAUUUUCAUAAGAAACUCAAAACAACACUUGCAAAUAGGAACAGGUUUAGUAAAAGCGUUUAUUUUGGAAACCUAUUUUUACUUUGUCGUUUAUGAUAUGUAGUGAGUGCCAACGGAAUAUUAAGAAAUAAAAGCACUCAUUUGAAAUUGCAAAUAAAAUAUUGAAACUUGA